This is a messenger RNA of Triplophysa dalaica, 1448 nucleotides long. RefSeq names its product proton-coupled zinc antiporter SLC30A2-like. Gene Ontology annotation, cellular component: plasma membrane. Lineage: Eukaryota; Metazoa; Chordata; Actinopteri; Cypriniformes; Nemacheilidae. Gene Ontology annotation, molecular function: zinc ion transmembrane transporter activity. The record is from RefSeq and is a predicted model, not a curated record. Gene Ontology annotation, biological process: zinc ion transmembrane transport; response to zinc ion. The transcript is spliced from 8 exons. The coding region runs from base 150 to 1241 and encodes 363 amino acids.
CAACAUAUGGUGGAGGCUGAUUUCAAACCUCACGCUUCACUUUAGCUCUCCCAGAUGUUUUAAAACCUGCUCAAGUAUUUACAGUAUUCCAUAAGUGGAGUUAUUCAAUUUAUUUAUAUUUUGCAAAGAUUUUUUUAUCAAUAAUUUUCAUGGUGAACUUGGAGAAAGUUCAGCUCAGCCGGCGUGAAAAUGCUUCGGACUCGCUUGAAGUUUUGGGGCUGUUGGAUCAUGAGGAGGACGAAUACUUGAGCACACAGUGUGAGUGUGAAAUCGACUCAACAGUUUUAAACUGUCACAGUCGGAAAGACAGCAGACGCACGAGACACAAAACACAAGCCAAGAGAAAAUUAAUCAUCACAUCACUCGUGUGUCUGAUCUUCAUGAUCGGUGAAGUCAUUGGUGGUUAUGCUGCUCACAGUCUGGCUAUAAUGACAGACGCUGCUCAUCUUCUCACUGAUCUCUGCAGUAUUUUAUUAAGUCUCUUCUCACUGUGGAUCUCCUCCAGACCCUCAACCAAACGUCUGACCUUUGGUUGGCAUCGAUCAGAGGUUCUAGGUGCACUGUUGUCUGUUGUGUCUAUCUGGGCGGUGACGAUAGUUCUCGUUCUAUUGGCUGUUCAGAGGAUCAUCAGUGAUGAUUAUGACAUAGAUAGUGAUGUCAUGCUUAUCACAGCUGGAUGUGCUGUAAUACUGAACAUCUUAUUGGUUUUAAUUCUCCAUCAGUCUCACAGUCAUUCUCAUGGUUUGACAGAAGAACACAGAAACACGAGCGUGAGAGCUGCAUUCAUACACACUCUCGGAGAUCUGCUUCAGAGUUUUGGUGUCCUCAUGGCUGCCACCAUCAUUUACUUUCAGCCUGAAUGGAAAAUAGCAGAUCCGGUAUGCACGUUUCUCUUCUCAUUAUUUGUACUUGGGACGACGUUCACCAUUCUGAAAGAUAUCUUCCACACACUCAUGGAAGGAGUCCCUCCUGGCGUUGACAUCAACUCCAUCAAAGAUCUUUUGUUAUCGGUUGGAGGCGUCAAAUCCACGCACGAUCUGCACGUGUGGUCACUCACCUCGAGUGAAACCCAGCUUUCUGUGCAUGCUGUCAUAGAUGAGCAAACAGACCCACAGACGGUACUGAUGGACAUGACCAAACUACUCCGGUCGAAAUACGGAUUCGACAAUAUCACCAUUCAAACAGAAACAUACAGAGAUGACCGGAGUUAUUGCUCGCAGUGCCAUGACCUAAAAGACUGACAGAAGUUCGGUUUGACUUUAUGUGAAUACAAUAAAUACGAAAUAAUGACGAAGACAAAAAUUAAUUAUUUCAUUCCAAAACUGUUUCGAAAAAAACUAAUUCUUCUACCGAACACAAAAGAAGAUAUUUUGAAGAAUAGUGAUAGCCAAACAUCAUUGAACCCCAUUUAAUUCAAUUAUAUGAACACAAAACCACUGAGAUAUUUC